Molecule: messenger RNA, 234 nt
Organism: Funneliformis caledonium
Lineage: Eukaryota; Fungi; Glomeromycota; Glomeromycetes; Glomerales; Glomeraceae
Source: the annotation of a GenBank genome assembly
AUGACGAAAAGUGCACUUGAGCUUAUGGUCGCGGUUAUUAAUUUAUUAGUGAAUGAUGCCUUCACUUGGCAGAAAUGCAUUAAGCAGCAGUAUCAAUUAGAUGAAAUAAAAAAAGAGCUACAUGUUCAAAAUAUUUCGUUUGAUAAAAAUGCCAAUACUAAUAUUAAAACCAACGUCGAUGGGCAUGAAAUUAUUUUUGUUUUCGACAUUCUCAUCAAUACCUUUUUGCCAUAA